AGCACUCCGCGGGAGUUUCCAUGGCGACCGAAGCCGGGACCGCGCGGCCUGGCAGCGUUGCCAUGGAGACAACUCCGGAGCUGGGGCUCCAGAGCUUCUGUGCACCGCCGGCUCAGAACCUGGCGGAGCCUCUUUGCGAGGCCCGUGCCGCAGCGCGCUGGGACCUGCGAAAAUACUCCUUGCUCAUCGUGAUCGGCGAUAUUGGUACAGAGAGUCAGCUGAGGGCCGUGCGGGCCCACCUUGAACAAGGGAUUCUCUCCUGGAAUAUUGACUUAUCAUCCUUUGACUUGAACCAACAGUUGAGACUCUUCAUUACCCGGCACCUAGCUCACUUCUCCUCAGAGGUCAAAGGCCAGAGGACCCUCUGCCACCAGAGUGAAAUCCUCGAGACCAUCAUCCUAGUCAACCCCACCGCAGACAGCAUCAGCUCAGAGGUUCACCAUCUUCUUAGUAGCCCAUCAGCUCACAAACUCCUGAUCUUGAGUGGACAAACUUUAGAACCUGAGGGAGACCUUAUCCUACAGAGUGGUACCUACUCAUAUCAAAGCUUCGCCCAGGUCCUUCACAAACCUGAGAUUGCCCAGUUGCUUAGCAAUAGAGACCCUGGGAUCCAGGCCUUCCUCACUGUUUCCUGCUUAGGGGAGGGUGACUGGAGCCACCUGGGACUGUCUAGUUCCCAAGAGACCCUGCACCUCCGGCUAAAUCCUGAGCCCGUGCUACCCACCAUGGAUGGUGUGGCCGAGUUCUCCGAGUAUGUCUCCGAGACGGUGGAUGUGCCGUCCCCCUUUGACCUGCUUGAGCCCCCCACCUCAGGAGGCUUCCUCAAGCUCUCCAAGCCUUGCUGCUACAUCUUCCCUGGUGGCCGUGGGGACUCUGCCCUCUUUGCUGUCAAUGGCUUUAACAUCCUGGUGGACGGCGGUUCCGAUCGCAAGUCCUGCUUCUGGAAGCUGGUGCGGCACCUGGACCGCAUCGACUCGGUACUGCUCACUCACAUUGGGGCUGACAAUUUACCAGGCAUCAACGGGCUCCUGCAGCGCAAGGUGGCAGAGCUAGAGGAGGAGCAGUCCCAGGGCUCCAGCAGCUACAGCGACUGGGUGAAGAACCUCAUCUCCCCAGAGCUUGGAGUCGUGUUCUUCAAUGUGCCUGAUAAGCUCCGGCUGCCCGAUGCCUCCCGCAAGGCCAAGCGCAGCAUCGAGGAGGCCUGUCUCACUCUUCAACACCUGAACCGCCUAGGCAUCCAAGCCGAGCCUCUGUACCGUGUGGUCAGCAACACCAUCGAGCCGCUGACCCUCUUCCACAAAAUGGGUGUGGGGAGGCUGGACAUGUAUGUCCUCAAUCCUGUCAAGGACAGUAAGGAGAUGCAGUUCCUCAUGCAGAAGUGGGCAGGCAAUAGUAAAGCCAAGACAGGCAUCGUGCUGGCCAAUGGGAAGGAGGCAGAGAUCUCUGUCCCCUACCUGACCUCCAUCACUGCCCUGGUGGUAUGGCUCCCAGCCAACCCUACUGAGAAGAUUGUGCGUGUGCUUUUCCCGGGAAAUGCUCCCCAGAACAAGAUCUUGGAGGGGCUGGAAAAGCUUCGGCACCUGGACUUCCUGCGCUAUCCUGUGGCAACACAGAAGGACCUGGCUGCUGGGGCCGUGCCUGCCAACUUGAAACCCAGCAAAAUCAAACAUCGGGCUGACAGCAAGGAGAGCCUCAAAGCUGCUCCCAAGACAGCAGUGAGCAAGCUGGCCAAACGGGAGGAGGUGUUAGAAGAGGGAGCCAAGGAGGCCCGCUCAGAGCUGGCCAAGGAGUUAGCCAAGUCAGAAAAGAAAGCAAAAGAACCGUCCGAGAAGCCCCCAGAAAAACCCUCCAAGCCAGAGAGGGUGAGGACAGAGUCCAGCGAAGCACUCAAGGCCGAGAAGCGGAAGCUGAUCAAAGAUAAAGUGGGCAAGAAACACCUGAAAGAAAAGAUUUCAAAGCUGGAGGAGAAGAGGGACAAGGAGAAAAAGGAGAUCAAGAAGGAAAGGAAGGAACUCAAGAAGGAGGAAGGAAGGAAGGAAGAGAAAAAGGAUGCCAAGAAGGACGAAAAGAGGAAAGAUACCAAACCGGAGGUAAAGAAAUUCUCUAAACCAGACCUGAAGCCUUUUACCCCCGAGGUCCGUAAGACCCUCUACAAAGCCAAGGCCCCUGGAAGGAUCAAGGUGGACAAAGGCCGAGCUACCCGUGGGGAAAAAGAGUUGUCUUCUGAGCCCCGGACACCCCCAGCCCAGAAGGGGGCCGCACCACCUCCUGCUGUCAGUGGGCACAGAGAGUUGGCCUUGUCCUCACCAGAGGACCUCACACAGGACUUUGAGGAGUUGAAGCGUGAGGAGAGAGGUUUGUUGGCUGAACAAAGGGACAUGGAACUGGGUGAGAAACCACUCCCUGCAGAUGCCACAGAGCAGGGACGCCCAAGCACAGCCAUCCAGGUGACCCAACCUUCUGCUUCAGUGCUGAAGCAAGAACAGGUGGAACGGGGGAAAGAGGUUGUCCCAGACUUUCCCGAGGAUAAAGGGGGCAAGAACAGAGCCCCAGACUCAGGUGCUGAGGUAGAGAAAGAGAAAGAAACCUGGGAGGAAAGGAAGCCGAGAGAAGCAGAGCUGACCCCAGAGAACAUUGCUGUGGCCAGGGAGGAGAGUGAACCCGAGGUCAAGGAAGAUGUGAUAGAAAAGGCUGAAUUAGAGGAAAUGGAGGAGGCUCAUCCCUCAGAUGAGGAAGAGGAGGAGACAAAGGCUGAGAGUUUUUAUCAAAAACAUAUGCAGGAAGGCUUAAAGGUAAUCCCCCAAAGCAGAGAGGCUCUAGGUGGCCGGGAACUGGGAUUCCAGGGCAAGGCGCCUGAGAAGGAGGCGGCAUCCUUCCUGAGCAGCUUGGCCACGCCUGCGGGAGCCGCUGAGCAUGUCUCCUACAUUCAGGAUGAGACGAUCCCAGGCUACUCAGAGACUGAGCAGACUAUUUCAGACGAAGAGAUCCACGAUGAGCCGGACGAACGCCCAGCCCCACCCAGGUUCCCCACGAGUACCUAUGACCUCUCUGGGCCUGAAGGUCCUGGUCCCUUUGAAGCCAGCCAGUCUGCAGAGAGUGCUGUUCCAGCCACCUCGAGCAAAACUUAUGGGGCACCUGAGACUGAACUCACCUACCCUCCCAACAUGGUCGCUGCCCCUCUGGCUGAAGAGGAACAUGUGUCCUCAGCCACAUCAAUCACAGAGUGUGACAAACUCUCUUCCUUUGCCACAUCAGUGGCUGAGGACCAAUCUGUGGCUUCACUCACAGCUCCCCAGACGGAGGAGACAGGCAAGAGCUCCCUGUUGCUCGACACUGUCACAAGUAUUCCCUCUUCCCGCACUGAAGCCACUCAGGGCUUGGACUAUGUGCCGUCAGCAGGCACCAUCUCACCCACCUCUUCCCUGGAAGAAGACAAGGGCUUCAAGUCACCGCCCUGUGAGGAUUUCUCUGUGACCGGGGAGUCAGAGAAGAAAGGAGAGUCUGUGGGGAGAGGUUUGACCGGGGAGAAGGCUGUAGGAAAGGAAGAAAAGAAUGUAACAGCGUCCGAGAAACUGUCCAGUCAGUAUGCUGCCGUGUUUGGUGCCCCUGGACAUGCCUUACAUCCGGGGGAACCAGCCCUCGGAGAAGUGGAGGAACGGUGCCUCAGCCCAGAUGACAGCACCGUGAAGAUGGCAUCUCCUCCACCAUCUGGCCCACCCAGUGCUGCCCACACGCCCUUUCAUCAGUCCCCCGUGGAAGAAAAGUCUGAGCCUCAAAACUUCCAAGAAGAUUCCUGGGGAGACACAAAGCAGACGCCUGGGGUGAGCAAGGAAGAUGCUGAAGAGCAGACAGUUAAGCCAGGGCCUGAGGAGGCCAUGUCAGAAGAGGGGAACGUACCUCUUUCCAGGAGCCCCCAAGCCCAGGACACACCUGUGAGCCUUGUUGGGGAUCAGACUGGCUGUACUAUUCAACUGUUACCAGAACAAGACAAAGCAGUGGUGUUUGAGACAGGAGAGGCAGGUUCAGUUUCAGGAGCAGGAACCCUCCCUAGAGAAGUGAGGACACCACUUCAAGAACCCGCUGAACCUCAGAGAGAUGAGGUACUUGGGUUUACUGAUCAAAGCUUUUCCCCUGACGAUGCAGAGUCCCUGUCUGUCCUCAGUGUGGUCUCCCCAGACACUGCCAAACAAGAGGCCACCCCCAGGUCUCCCUGUACCCCAAAAGAGCAGCAGCUACACAAAGACCUUUGGCCAAUGGUGUCCCCAGAAGACACCCAGUCACUUUCUUUCUCGGAAGAGAGCCCUAGCAAGGAGACCUCUCUGGAUAUCUCUUCUAAGCAGCUCUCUCCAGAAAGCCUUGGCACCCUCCAGUUUGGAGAACUAAGCCUAGGAAAGGAAGAAAGGGGGCCUCUGGUGAAGGCGGAAGACAACUCUUGCCACCUAGCUCCUGGGUCUAUUCCAGAGCCCCACACAGCCACAGUGUCACCUCCCACAGAUGAGGCUGCUGGAGAGGCAGGUCUCACACAUGAAAGCCCUGCUGGAGAUUUACCUGGCAGCUCUUUCUCUCACUCUGCACUGUCAGGCGACAGGAAACACUCCCCUGGGGAGAUCACGGGCCCUGGUGGACACUUUAUGACAUCUGAUAGCUCCCUCACCAAGAGUCCCGAGUCUUUGUCAAGUCCCGCCAUGGAGGACCUUGCCAUGGAGUGGGGGGGUAAAGCUCCAGGGUCGGAAGACAGAACCACUGAGCAGAAGGAGAAGGAAUGCGAGCUGACAAGUGAAACCCUACAGCAGAAGGACCAGAUUCUGUCAGAGAAGGCUGCUGUUGUCCAGCGGGACUCAGUCAUGCAUCAGAAGGACGAGGCUCUAGAUGAGGAGAAUAAGGCUGGAGCACAGCAGGAUAAGACUUCAGAACAGAAAGGCAGAGACUUGGACAAAAAAGACACGGUUGUAGAGCUGGGCAAGGGCCCAGAACCCAAAGGCAAAGACUUAGAUCGGGAGGACCAGGGCCCGGCAGAGAAGGACACGGCCUCAGAACAGACCCAGGCCACUGAACAAGCAAGAACCAGAGCACAAGACCACAGAGAUUUAGAACAAAAGGACGAGCACUUAGGGCUGAGAGAUGAGACUCCCGAAGAGAAAGAUAAAGUGUUAGUACUGGAAGACAGAGCUCCAGAACACAGAAGUGAGGCUGACAAAGAACAGAAGGAUGAAGCCUCAGAAGAGAAAGAACAGGUUCUAGAACAAAAAGACUCGGCCCGAGGAAAGGAGGGUGCUGCCUUGGACCAGGACAACAGGGCUGCUGAACAGAAAGAUGGGACCCCAAAAGAAGACAAAACUAAGGGGCAGAAGAGCUCUUUCCCGGAAGAUAAAAGCACAACACCAAAAGAGACGGCCCUUGGCCAAAAGUCUCCAGAAAAGGCCAAAGGUGUGGAGCAGCAGGAUGGAGCUGUCCUGGAGAAGACCAGAGCUUUGGGGCUGGAAGAGAGCCCAGCAGAGGAGGGCAAGGCUCCAGAGCAGGAAGAGAAGUACUGGAAGGAGCAGGAUGUGGUCCAGGGAUGGCGAGAAACAUCGCCAACCAGAGGAGAGCCAGUGGGAGGCCAGAAAGAGCCUGUUCCAGCCUGGGAGGGCAGGUCUCCUGAGCAAGAAGUCAGGUAUUGGAGGGACAGAGACAUAACCCUACAGCAGGAUGCGUACUGGAAGGAGCUAAGCUGCGAGAGGAAGGUCUGGUUCCCCCAUGAGCUAGAUGGCCAAGGAGCCUGUCCACGGUACUCUGAGGAACGUGAAAGUACGUUUCUUGAUGAGGGGCCAGAUGAACAAGAAAUAACCCCACAGCAGCACACUCCCCGCAGCCCCUGGGCCUCGGAUUUCAAGGAUUUCCAGGAGCCCCUGCCACAGAAGGGGCUGGAAGUAGAGCGCUGGCUUGCUGAGUCGCCAGUUGGCCUGCCACCAGAGGAGGAGGACAAACUGACUCGCUCUCCCUUUGAGAUCAUCUCCCCUCCAGCAUCCCCACCUGAGAUGACUGGACAGAGGGUUCCCUCAGCUCCAGGACAGGAAAGCCCUGUCCCAGACACUAAGUCCACACCACCCACAAGGAAUGAACCUACCACCCCAUCAUGGCUAGCUGAGAUCCCACCAUGGGUACCUAAGGACAGGCCCCUGCCUCCUGCACCCCUCUCUCCAGCUCCAGCUCCCCCGACACCGGCCCCAGACCCACAUGCUCCUGUGCCCUUCUCCUGGGGCAUCGCUGAAUAUGACAGUGUGGUGGCUGCGGUGCAGGAGGGGGCAGCUGAGUUGGAAGGUGGCCCAUACUCCCCCCUGGGGAAGGACUAUCGAAAAGCUGAAGGGGAAAGGGAAGGAGAGGGUGGGGCUGGAGCUCCUGAUAGCAGCUCCUUCAAUUCAAAGGUCCCAGAGGUUAUGGAGAGUCACACCACCAGGGAUAUUGAGCAGACUGAGCCAGAGCAGAGGGAGCCCACACCCUAUCCCGACGAGAGGAGCUUUCAGUAUGCAGACAUCUACGAACAGAUGAUGCUUACUGGGCUGGGCCCUGCUGGCCCCACCCGGGAGCCUCCACUGGGGGCAUCCGGAGACUGGCCCCCACACCUCUCAACCAAGGAGGAGGCUGCUGACCGCAAUAAGUCUGCAGAGAAGGAGCCUUCGUCCCCUGUGUCACCUCCAAACCUCCAAUUGGACACUCCAACAUUUAGCUAUGCAUCUCUGGCAGGACCCACUGUACCUCCCAGGCAAGAACCGGAUCCAGGGCCCAAUGUGGAGCCCAGCUUCACCCCUCCGGCAGUGCCCCCUCGUGCCCCUAUCUCCCUGAGCAAAGACCCGAGUCCCCCUCUUAAUGGAAGCACUACGAGCUGUAGCCCAGACAGGAGGACCCCAUCCCCAAAGGAAGCAGGCCGAAGUCACUGGGAUGAUGGUACUAAUGACUCAGACCUGGAAAAGGGGGCUCGGGAACUGCCCGAGAAAGAGACCCAGCCCCCAAGUCCCCAUCACCCCAUGCCUGUGGGCCACCCCUCACUGUGGCCUGAAACUGAGGCGCAUAGCAUCCUUUCCUCAGACUCACACCUAGGACCUGUCCGACCAAGUCUGGACUUCCCUGCUUCAGCCUUCGGCUUCUCCUCCUUGCAGCCUGCUCCCCCUCAGCUGCCCUCUCCGGCUGAACCCCGCUCCGCACCCUGUGGCUCACUUGCCUUCUCUGGGGACCGAGCUCUGGCCCUGGUUCCAGGAACUCCAACCAGAACCCGACAUGACGAGUACCUGGAAGUGACCAAGGCACCCAGUCUGGAUUCCUCACUGCCCCAACUCCCAUCACCCAGCUCACCCGGGGCCCCUCUUCUCUCCAAUCUACCCCGACCUGCCUCGCCAGCCUUGUCUGAAGGGUCCUCUUCUGAGGCUACCACGCCUGUGAUUUCAAGUGUGGCUGAACGCUUCCCUCCAGGUCUAGAGGCGGCUGAACAGAGUGCUGGAGAAUUGGGCCCAGGGAAUGAGCCAGCUGCCCACAGCCUCUGGGACCUCACUCCUCUGAGCCCAGCCCCCUUAGCUUCCCGGGACUUGGCUGCAGCUCCAGCUCCAGCUCCAAGCCUGCCCGGAAACUUGGGUGACAGUACCCUGUCCUGCCGCCUGGAGUGCUCAGGGGAACUCACCAAGAAGCCGAGCCCCUUCCUGAGCCCCUCUGGAGAUCAUGAAGCCAAUGGCCCAGGAGAAACCAGCCUUAAUCCCCCAGGGUUUGCCACAGCCACGGCAGAAAAAGAAGAGGCUGAAGCCCUUCACGCUUGGGAACGAGGGUCCUGGCCCGAGGGAGCGGAGAGGAGCUCCCGGCCGGAUACACUUCUCUCAUCUGAGCAGCCGCUGCGUCCUGGGAAGAGCUCUGGGGGCCCACCCUGCAGUCUUUCUUCAGAAGUUGAGGCUGGGCCUCAGGGAUGUGCUACAGACCCCCGCCCCCACUGCGGGGAGCUUUCCCCCUCAUUCCUGAACCCUCCUCUACCCCCGUCCACAGAUGACAGUGACCUUUCAACGGAAGAAGCUCGGCUGGCAGGAAAAGGAGGGCGGCGCCGGGCAGGGAGGCCAGGGGCCACGGGAGGCCCAUGCCCUAUGGCUGAUGAGACACCCCCUACAUCAGCCAGCGACUCAGGCUCCUCACAGUCAGAUUCUGAUGUCCCACCAGAAACUGAGGAGUGUCCAUCCAUCACGGCUGAGGCAGCCCUUGACUCAGAUGAAGAUGGGGACUUCUUGCCUGUGGACAAAGCUGGGGGAGUUAGUGGAACUCACCACCCCAGACCUGGCCAUGACCCACCCCCAGCCCCCCUACCAGACCCCCGCCCACCCCCUCCCCGACCGGAUGUUUGCAUGGCUGACCCUGAGGGGCUUAGCUCAGAAUCUGGGAGAGUUGAGAGACUACGGGAAAAGGUGCAGGGACGACCUGGCCGUAGGGCCCCUGGCCGGGCCAAGCCUGCAUCUCCUGCUCGGCGUCUGGAUAUUCGGGGAAAACGGUCACCUACUCCUGGCAAAGGGCCUGUAGAUCGAACAUCCCGGGCCCUACCCCGACCACGGAGCACCCCAAGCCAGGUCACCUCAGCAGAAGAAAAGGAUGGUCACAGCCCCAUGUCUAAAGGCUUAGUCAAUGGCCUCAAGUCAGGAUCCACAGCCUUGGGGUCCAAGGGUGGCUCUGGCCCUCCUGUGUAUGUGGAUCUCGCCUAUAUCCCAAAUCACUGCAGCGGCAAGACUGCGGAUCAGGACUUCUUCCGCCGCGUGCGGGCAUCCUACUAUGUGGUCAGUGGAAAUGACCCUGCCAAUGGCGAGCCAAGCCGGGCUGUGCUGGAUGCCCUGCUGGAAGGCAAGGCCCAAUGGGGAGAAAACCUUCAGGUGACGCUGAUUCCCACUCAUGACACGGAGGUGACUCGUGAGUGGUAUCAGCAGACACACGAGCAACAGCAGCAACUGAACGUCCUGGUCCUGGCUAGCAGCAGCACUGUCGUGAUGCAGGACGAGUCCUUUCCAGCCUGCAAGAUUGAGUUCUGAAUGACCCGCGCUCCCUCCCCUAAGGAUCCACUCCUACAGUUCAUUUAGAGAAUGGCUACUGCUGAGUCCUCUGGGGUUGAGGGAAGGCGAGCAGGGCAGGGGCCGUAUCACGUUAUUGGGACUUGGGCUAAGUGGGAGGUCCUGUCCUUCCCCUCAUCUCUUCCUGGGGGUUUCAAGACCAAAGGCAGUGAGGGGGGAUGCAAGAUUCUGAAAGGUCAUCUGAAGCCUGAAACUCCUAGAGCAACCCCCUCUCCUAGCACUGCCAAAUGCUGGUCUUGGUGAGGAUGGGUUUCAAACAGCACACCCCUUCCGGUGGAGGAAGAUGAACAAUAGUCUCUCCCCCAGAACCUCAUUAUUUAUUUAUUUGGCAUCCUAGAAAGGAUGGCCCAUAAUUUAGAUGAUGCAGAGAAGGCUACUGUUAGUAAGGUGCCAGAGCUGCGCCCUUUCCUCCAUCUGCCAUGUCCUAGCCAGUAGAGUCUGGGUUCUAGCAGCGACCUGGGGACAUACUGUCUUACUGCGUCCCACAAUAUCUGAAUGUCUCAAUCCAAAACUUGAAGCUCUUUACCCCAAGAACUAGGGAGAGGAAAAAGGAGCUCAUCUCUCAGCCCCUGCUUCAUAGCAUUUACAGCCUCAGGCCGUACCCAGACCAGGCUACCUGGGCAGCACAAAGGGCAAGGAGAGCCCCAACCCCAGUCGCUCCAAGCACCCCAAUCACUUAGUCUUCACCUACCCCAUUCCAAUAAGCCUCAUUUCUUCUCAUCCCCUGCUUGGCUUCUCUGCAUGUGGUCAUCUGCUAUGGCCUGGUGUGUAAUGGGUUAAAAAUAAGCCACUGCCUGACACCCACAUCCACUUUAGCCAUGUGUGACUCCCUAACAUUCCAAUCCUCUACCAUCCUGCAGCUGAAAUGGGAACACUGGCUGCCUCUCUAAACCUAAACUCUUGGAUAGAGUUUCUGGGAGGUGGAGGCUGGACUAGAGAACUGGGGGAGGGGGGAGGGGAGGGAGGGAGGAGGGAAAAGAAGAGAGGAAGCUGAGCUAUAGCUUAACUCCUCCAGAGUGAAGACAGGCUGAGCAUUCUACUACAGGACAGAACCUCGCCCCAAGCAAGCCAGUGAGCAGCCCGGCGAGAGACCCAGCCGCUGACAGUCCCUGGGGCUUGCCUUCUUUGCCAAGCCAAUAGGAAACCAAAAGGAGCUCACUUCCUGUUCUUCCUAGCUCCCCUCCCUGCCGCCAUGCUCCGCUCCUCCCCACACUUCUGUGCUACAGUUCCCAGCUGCUGUAACAGAGCCACCUCCACCUCUAACAAUAAACCAAGUUCAUUGCA
Messenger RNA from Mus pahari (shrew mouse), 10349 nucleotides. It is a transcript of the gene Map1a, whose product is annotated as microtubule associated protein 1A. Gene Ontology annotation, molecular function: microtubule binding; actin binding. Lineage: Eukaryota; Metazoa; Chordata; Mammalia; Rodentia; Muridae. Gene Ontology annotation, cellular component: neuronal cell body; cytosol; microtubule associated complex. The transcript has 7 exons. The record is from RefSeq and is a predicted model, not a curated record. Gene Ontology annotation, biological process: axonogenesis; regulation of microtubule depolymerization; dendrite development. The coding region runs from base 21 to 9026 and encodes 3001 amino acids.